AUGGCCACUGAAGCGAAGCGUCUGAAGAUUGUUGAACAUGCAGAAGUUCGUCUCAACACAUUUCUCACAUGGUGUAAAGACGUCGGGUUGGAGCUCAGCGUGAAGGUUUGCGUGGGUCAUGAGAACACUGUGGCAGAGUAUGGGAUGUUGGCCAAAGAAGAUAUUGAGGAAGGAGAGGUGUUAUUUACUGUGCCCAGAAAAGCUAUUCUUCUUCAGGAGUCAUCAAAGGUCGCUGGUGUACUAGCCCAAGAGGAAAAUGCCUUAGAGAGUGCCUCAAACUGGGUCCCUCUGCUCCUGGCUUUACUCCAUGAGUAUACUUCACCUCAGUCAUACUGGAGGCCUUACCUCUCUCUGUGGGAUGACUUCAGAAAACUGGACCAUCCAAUGUUUUGGCCUAAAGAUGAGAGAGAUGCACUCUUGAAGGGAACAGGAAUUCCCGAAGCAGUGAACACAGAUUUGGAUAAAAUUCAUAAAGAAUAUUCAGAUGUUGUUCUCCCUUUGAUCACAAAAUACUCUGAAUACUGGACCCCUAACAUACACACCCUGGAUCUUUAUACAAAUCUUGUGGCCUUUGUCAUGGCAUACAGUUUCCAAGAACCCAAUGAAGAGGAGGAUGAUGAUGAUGAUGAUGAUGAUGAAGAUGAUGAAGAUAAAGCCCCUAAUCCUCCAAUGAUGGUACCCAUGGCUGAUAUGCUAAACCACAUUGCAAAUCACAAUGCUAAUCUGGAAUUCACACCCGAUAGUUUAAAGAUGGUUAGCAUACGACCAAUUCGUAAAGGUGACGAGGUUUUUAACACGUACGGACAGAUGGCAAACUGGCAAUUAUUGCAUAUGUAUGGAUUCACGGAGCCUUUUCCAAGCAACAGCAAUGACACAGUAGACAUCAAAGUCAGCGACUUCUACAUGGCAGCAAAAGGUAUCAAAUCACAUGUCGAGUUGCCACUUUUGGAAGAAAAGUUUAAAAUACUGAAUCAAAUGGAAGGAAAUGAAGUGAUAAUUUUUGGGGUGCAGGGAUGUCUCACAGAUGCCACCCUUAAUACAGUAUUGAAGGUGUUUUGUAUGUCACAGGACGAGUUCUUGGAUUUUAAAGAAAAUGAAGGGUGGGAAGAAGAUGAUGAUGGAGACCUUGCCUCGACUUUCUCAGAGGAGGGAGUGCUCAAAUUAAAGCCCAUUUGGAAAAGGCUCAUUCAUGGAGCAACCAGACUGACUUUAUGCGGUUAUAUGGACGCCAAUGAAGUGUUGGAUGGAAAAGAUCCUGAUAAGGUGCUGAUUGAAGACAAAGAAGCCUCUGCAAAGUUGAGCUGCAGGCAGCAGAGGGCCUUACAUGUGCGAUAUGGACAGAAGAGCAUUUUGUAUAAGCUCUUACAACUUACAAAUUAA
Messenger RNA from Knipowitschia caucasica, 1380 nucleotides. Lineage: Eukaryota; Metazoa; Chordata; Actinopteri; Gobiiformes; Gobiidae. The record is from the annotation of a GenBank genome assembly.